AUGGAUUCACUUGAUGCCCAAAGGAAAUACCUAGUGACCUGCUCGGAGUCCCUUAUAUUAAGCCAUGGGCAGGGACCAGGUUUGGACCUAGUGGAGAAAGAGACUGACCCUCAACAGGUUGUUAUGGUCAAUCUGAGCUGCUUACUGCUGAAAAACCUGGAUAAUGUGGGAAGCUGCAGGUCACUAAGAGUAUGCAUCUUGGCAGACAAUUUUAUAUCCACGAUAGAUGCUCUCAUCGCAUGUGUGCAUAUAGUGAAGUUGGAUCUUAAAGGAAAUCAGAUAACCCAACUCCCCGGCGUAGUGUUCUGGGACAGCCUGAGACGACUCCAGCUGCUCCAUCUCCAUGACAACAACAUUGGGACUAGAAAGAACAUUGAGGGGUUGUCAGGCUGUCCUAACCUCACAGCAUUGACCCUCUACGACACACCGCUCAGCCUAAAAGGAAACUACAGACACUGCAUCAUCAACAGCAUCUGGUCAUUGAAGGCUCUGGAUAACUUUGUGGUCUCUGACGAGGAGAUCAUUGAAAACUGGAUCCUCCCUCUGCAUUUCAAAACCCUCUGUCAUCAUUUUUACUUGAACCUCUAUCCAGCAGCUAAGAUGGGGCCUUAUCAGAGUGAAAUGAGAGCAAUCCAUAAGAUUAUAUCAGAGGUCAAUAGGAUCCAGUCCGUUUAUUCUCCAACGUUGAUCAUCCAACGAUGGAUCAGGGGACAUCUGACCAGAAAAAGGCUUGGACUUGUCCCUGCUGUGCCGAGACAGGAGAGGUUCAGCAUCAGAGUCCAUCUGUCCCCCAUCCCCUCUGUGGAGACAGACAGUCAACAGACCCAGGGAGAGACAUGGGUCAAAGAGUGCACAGCUAAACAGCACCUGCAGGUUAUACAAGAGGUGGUGACAAGCCAGGCGUCUUUAGAGGCCAAGAAACAGAAAGACAUCAGUCCUCCGCAUAACACCCUUCAGAACAGUAAGACCAUGAGGUCCAACAGAGCCAAGCAUAGUGAGGCGAAAAGAGACUUCACUGCUGCAGAGGAGUUCUAUGAAGAGAAGCUUGGGAAAAUGUGUUUCCGCCUCAUCGGCUUCAAGGCUCUGGUCCACCAGGUCGAGCCUGUCAGCAACAUGCUCAUCUCCCGGCAACAGGGGGGACGGGACAUCCGCAGCGCCAUGCGCCUGUUCCACACACAGCGUCCCGAGCCACCCAAGCGGCCCCAACCUCGACCACCCCUGAUCAAUGCCGAGAAGCGUCUGAUGGGUCGCUGCCUUGGCUCCAUCAGCCUAGCCCCCUUCCAGGUGAUCCAGCGGGCCUACCGGAUGAGGGAGCAGGCCGAGGCCCUGCAGAGGAGGGCCAAGCAGGUGGCCCAUUCCCAGGCUCGGAGGGAGGGCGCCCAGGGCCAACGCCACGGCCUCCUGGAGGCCCGUAGGGAGGUAGUGCUCCAGGUGAGAGAGAAGGAGCAGGAGGAGGUGGAGGAGGCCCUGGCCCUGCUGAGAGCUAGCCGGGACAGGGAGGUGCAGGAGGUCAGGCAGAGACACGCUGUGUUCCUGGAGGAGAAGAGGAGGCGUGCAUCGGAACGGGCCAUGGUUGUCGCCUUCAGCAGGCAGCAUGCCUUCCUGUCCAAGACGGUCAACAGGCAUGCUGUGCGGCAGAGGCAGAGUCACACACAGCAGGAGAGGAGUGUCAUGGUUGCCAGCAGCAGGCAGCAGUCCCGGAUUCAGAGGGAACUCAAAAUGGGAUGCAUAGAGGACAGGCAACAGUCUCUAAAGGAGGAGGCCAUUACAUCCAGAGUGAACAGAGACACUUAUCUGGCCACGAAGAACACCAACCAACUCCUCCAAGCCCAGGAGAGAGUGGCCAGUGUGAAGGCCAGCCAUGCCAAGAUGGAGGUCCUGCAUCCUGUACCGGUCAACCAGACUGCCUGAUCACCACCUCUGGUCCCCCUGUAUCCCUCCACCAUGCUUCUCAAAAGUUUAAUGCUAUGAACGUUUUUUUGGGGGGGGCUAUUUGUUUAUCUUUAAUUCUGUUUAUGAAACCACAAGGAGUAAGGAAUGUGAGGAUUCUGGGAAGAUGAACAAGAGAGGUCAAACCAAGGUCUUUAGUGUUUAUUGUUUGAGUGAAAUCACAGAAAUUCAUUCACCUCAUGAUGUCUACUCAUAUUGAAAUACUUAGCCAUUGUCCACAUCUGUUUUUAU
This is a messenger RNA of Oncorhynchus gorbuscha (pink salmon), 2181 nucleotides long. It is a transcript of the gene lrriq3, whose product is annotated as leucine rich repeats and IQ motif containing 3. The transcript has 7 exons. The record is from RefSeq and is a predicted model, not a curated record. Lineage: Eukaryota; Metazoa; Chordata; Actinopteri; Salmoniformes; Salmonidae. The coding region runs from base 1 to 1911 and encodes 636 amino acids.